Messenger RNA from Anoplophora glabripennis (Asian longhorned beetle), 1883 nucleotides. Its product is annotated as sodium- and chloride-dependent glycine transporter 1-like. The transcript has 12 exons. Bases 1 to 1875 code for a protein of 624 amino acids. The record is from RefSeq and is a predicted model, not a curated record. Gene Ontology annotation, biological process: sodium ion transmembrane transport. Gene Ontology annotation, molecular function: glycine transmembrane transporter activity. Gene Ontology annotation, cellular component: membrane. NCBI's taxonomy places the organism in Eukaryota, Metazoa, Arthropoda, Insecta, Coleoptera, Cerambycidae.
AUGUAUUGUUUUAAAGGACAGGUAGAAGAGCAAAACAGUGAUAUUAUGUCUGAACAAACGCAUCAGAAUAAUAAAAUUAACUCCACCAAGGAAAAACCUGUAGCAGAGAGAGAAAAAUGGGAUAAUAAGACAGAAUUUCUUUUGUCUUGCUUGGGUUAUGCUAUAGGGAUUGGUAACGUGUGGAGGUUCCCUUAUUUAUGUUACAGAAAUGGAGGGGGGGCUUUUCUAAUACCAUAUUUAUUCAUGUUAUUCUUUUGUGGAAUACCACUAUUUUUCAUGGAGACGUCGCUGGGGCAGUUUGCAAGCACCGGGUGUAUCACUUUAUUUAAAAUAGCGCCACUUUUUAAAGGUGCAGGUUAUGCAAUAGUUGUAGUGAACAUAAUUGUAACAACCUACUUUAACACGAUUUGCUCCUACCCUCUGAUAUUUUUAGCCAAUUGUUUUCAAAGUAAACUGCCUUGGGUGGACUGUGAUAACGAUUGGAACACAGAAAAUUGUGCAAAGCUGGGAAACAAUAAACUAAAGUCUGCCUUAAAUGAAACGUUGGAUUCAACCUUCAAAAGGACUAGGACCCCCGCAGACGAAUUCUUCCACUUCCGAAUCCUUCAAAUUUCAGAUGGUAUCGAUGACAUAGGCGACAUAGUAUGGCCCGUGUUCGCCAGCAAUUUGAUAUCCUGGAUCGUGACCUAUUUGUGCAUAGCUAAAGGAGUGAAAACCGUAGGAAAAGUCGUGUACUUCACUGCCACCUUUCCAUUUUUCGUCCUUUUCGUCCUGCUAAUAAGAGGUUUAACACUGCCGGGUGCAUGGGAUGGGGUUUAUUUCUAUAUUUACCCCCAGUGGGAUCAGCUUACCAAUUUAAAGGUGUGGGCCGACGCCGCUGUACAGAUAUUCUUUUCGUUAGGACCAGGAUGGGGUGGUAUACCCAACAUGGCGAGCUACAAUGAUUUCAGGAACAAUAAUAAAAGGGAUUCCAUUAUAGUCCCUUUGGUAAACAGUGGAACCAGCAUCUUUGCGGGAUUCGUCGUCUUCUCAGUAAUAGGUUUCAUGUCACAUGAGACGGGCCUUCCAGUUUCGACGGUUGCCACGAGUGGUCCAGGUCUUGCCUUCGUUACUUACCCAGAGGCCAUCAGUCUGCUACCUUGGCCUCAUUUCUGGGCGGUGCUGUUUUUCCUGAUGUUGUUCUUCCUAGGUCUAGACAGCAUGUUUGUGAAUUUUGAGUCAAUUGUCAAUAGUGUUAUAGAUGAGUAUCCGAAAUCGAGAAAGUACAAACCGUGGGUGACUCUGUUGUCUAUGGUGGCUACGAUGCUACUGUCUAUCAUCUAUACGACGAACGGUGGUAUGUACUGGAUUCAGUUAUUUGACUGGUAUGCAGCCUCCAUAUCCUUAGUCCUGAUAUGUCUAGUGGAAGUUUUUAUCGUUGGAUGGACAUAUGGUGUCAACAAUUUCAAGCAGGAUGUGGAAUUCAUGACGGGGGAGAAGAUAUCCUGGUUCUGGAUAAUAUCCUGGAAGAUAACUACGCCUGCCAUUUUGAUAUUUAUAUUUUUCACAGUGAUUGCGUACAAUACAAGAAUAUCCUACAACGACAUUGCUUAUCCCGAUUGGGCAAUCGAUUUGGGAUGGUCUUCUUGCUUUAUGUCGAUGAUGUGCAUACCAAUGUAUAUGGGGUACAGAUUGCUAUAUUUUGAAGAAGGUGACUUAUUUGAUAGAAUAAAGUGUUCACUGAGGCCUCGAGAAGAUUGGGGCCCAGCUAACAAAGAAGACAGAAUCCAAUGGGCUCAGCAAAUUUUAAGAAAGGUCAUUGUUUUAGAUGAACGUGAAGAAGAAAUUGAUCCUUUUCAUCAACAAUUUUUACAGUUAUGUGCCAUUGAAAGUUAAAAUAAAAC